UGGCCGGGCGGCGAACCAUCGUCCUCUCGAAUCCCAAAGGCUUUAGGUGCUAGCAGUUCCUCCCCUCACGCCCGCGCCGCCCCGAUCGGAGAGGAGGAAACAUGGACGCGACCAUCUCGAAUCCGUCGAUCAAGAGAAUCGCGCUGGUCACCGGGGGAAACAAGGGGGUCGGUCUCGAGACGUGCCGGCAGCUGGCGACCAAGGGGCUCAAGGUCGUCCUGACGGCGAGGAACGAGGCGAGGGGGUUGGAAGCGCUCGAGGCCAUCCGGCGCUCCGGCGGCGUCGCCGAGGUUUUCUUCCACCAGCUCGACGUCACCGACCCCUCCAGCGCCGCCCGGCUGGCGGAUUUCGUCAGGGGCCAGUUCGGGAGGCUUGACAUCCUGAUCAAUAAUGCUGGGAUUUCAGGUGUUGACAGAGAUCCAGUUUUGGUUGCCAAAGUCAAGGAUCAGGUUGAAAGCAUGGAUGUGAACCAGAGAGUUGAAUGGAUGAGAGAAAAUUCAAAAGAGACAUAUGAGGAAGCUAAACAGUGUAUGAGGACGAACUACUAUGGUGCCAAGAUUGUCACAGAGGCACUGCUUCCCCUUCUUCAGUUAUCCUCCUCUGGAAGAAUUGUCAAUGUUUCGUCAGGCUUUGGACUGCUGAGAAACUUCAACAGUGAAGAACUUAGGAAGGAGUUCGAUGACAUAGACAAUCUUACUGAAAAGAGACUGGAGGAACUGUUGGAUUUGUUCCUAGAAGAUUUCAAGGCCAACUUACUAGAGGCACAUGGGUGGCCAACAGGUGGAUCUUCAGCCUACAAAGUUGCCAAAGCGGCCCUUAAUGCAUACACAAGGAUUCUUGCUAAGUAUCCUACACUGCGUAUCAACUGUCUGACACCUGGUUAUGUCAAGACCGAUAUGUCUAUGCACAUGGGAGUAUUGACACUUGAAGAGGGUGCUCGCAACCCUGUGAAGGUUGCUCUCUUGCCUGACGAUGGGCCAACUGGUGCUUAUUUUGAUCUGAAUGGGGAGGCGUCCUUUGUGUGAUCAUAUUAUAUAUGAUCAUAUCUCUCUUAGUUUCAGAAUAAAAGAAAGGGUUAUAGAGUAGUUGGUGCCCAUAAGUAUUGUAGUUUGACUUGUGUACUCAAACUAGCACGCUGAGUACAUCGUAGAGCUCCACACCAUGAUUCCUCAUCUUCUGUAUGAUCUCUCUUUAGACGUUUCACAUUUGCAAUGGAUCACUGAUCUCUCUGGAGAACUUUGCAUAUUUUCAAUGGACCACGCUUUUCAA
This is a messenger RNA of Setaria italica (foxtail millet), 1269 nucleotides long. Its product is annotated as salutaridine reductase. NCBI's taxonomy places the organism in Eukaryota, Viridiplantae, Streptophyta, Magnoliopsida, Poales, Poaceae. Gene Ontology annotation, cellular component: membrane. Bases 102 to 1025 code for a protein of 307 amino acids. The transcript is spliced from 5 exons. The record is from RefSeq and is a predicted model, not a curated record.